GCAAGCGCAAACACAACCUUAGAAACUGGAAGGCACUGACUGCCCGUAUGUGCUUACUCCUUCCAUUCCGGAAUCUCAUUUUCGUAUGAUAUUGAAUGCUUGUCACUUGUUCGGCCACAAGACCAUAUAAACCACCUUCGUUCUACACUAAUUUCCACUUAGCUGUCAAUCUCACCGCUGGUUAGGUGCUCAUCCGGGACAUCAAGAUGGAAGAUAAGCGGAUCCCAGUCUGGCUGGACUGCGACCCAGGCCACGAUGAUACAUUCGCCAUCCUCCUAGCCGCCUAUCACCCAGCGAUCCGCAUUCUCGGCGUCUCAACCGUCUUCGGCAAUGCCUCGCUCGAAAAAACCACCCGCAACGCCACCUCCAUCCUAACCGCCAUCUCCAAAGCCUCCGAGAUCCCCGUAUACACUGGCGCGUCCAAGGCUCUCUUCCGCCCCGCCAUGCACGCACCAACCGACAUACACGGCGAGUCCGGACUAGACGGCACCGACCUCCUCCCCCCGCCCACCGUCCCCGCCCGCUCCGAACCCGCAGCCAUCGACGCCGCCUACUCAGCACUCAUGACCUGUCCCCCCGGAACAGCCUGGGUAGUAGCAACAGGCGCCUUCACCAACGCGGCGGCGCUGUUCCUCAAGUACCCACACCUGACGCGGCACGUGCGGGGGUUAUCGCUCAUGGGCGGCGCCGUGGGCGGCGGGUUCACGGGCGCCGUGCUGGGCGAGGUCGACGGCGUGCCCCGUGUGGGCAACUGGACACAGUUUGCUGAGUUUAACGUCCUGGCGGACCCGGAGGCCGCGGCGUUUAUUUUUGGCAACCGCGAGCUUGCCCGCAAGACGACGCUCAUUCCGCUGGAUGUGAGUCAUUUGGUUUUGACGACGGCAGAGGUUAGGGAUUUGUUGCUGUACGGACGGGAGGCGGUGGAACGCGGGGAGGUGGUGAUGAACGGGGUUGCGGGGGAUCAAGGGGUGGGGGCAAAGGGGAAGAGUAGGUUGAGGGUUAUGCUGGUGGAGCUGUUGAUGUUCUUUGCAAAGACGUAUAGCGAGGUCUUUGGUAUCACCGAAGGGCCGCCGCUACACGACCCCCUGGCGGUUGCCGCUGUCCUGACCGGACUCGGCGAUCAGCACGAGAUCCCCUUCUGCGACUAUGACCCCGCUGGUGAGCCGGGCCUGCAGCAGAGGGAGCGCUAUGAGGUCAGCGUUGUCACUGAGGGCACCUACGAGGAGGCCCGCGCUGGAGCCCAGACCGGGCAGAUCACGGCGCGGCUGCUUCCACCCGGCGAGGAGGGAGUAAGGAUACCCCGGAGUCUGGACAUUCCGCUGUUCUGGAGAGUCUUGGAAGAGUGUGUGUCGAGGGCCGAUGCGGCUAAUGCUGCUGCCGCUGCCGCUGCCGCAUCAGCAACUGUUUGAUGGGAGAAACUCUCGGUUGAGCUGUACGC
This is a messenger RNA of Canariomyces notabilis, 1438 nucleotides long. Its product is annotated as nucleoside hydrolase. NCBI's taxonomy places the organism in Eukaryota, Fungi, Ascomycota, Sordariomycetes, Sordariales, Chaetomiaceae. Gene Ontology annotation, cellular component: cytosol. Bases 207 to 1409 code for a protein of 400 amino acids. The record is from RefSeq and is a predicted model, not a curated record. Gene Ontology annotation, molecular function: purine nucleosidase activity. Gene Ontology annotation, biological process: purine nucleoside catabolic process. The transcript has 4 exons.